Messenger RNA from Acromyrmex echinatior (Panamanian leafcutter ant), 1824 nucleotides. RefSeq lists its product as uncharacterized. NCBI's taxonomy places the organism in Eukaryota, Metazoa, Arthropoda, Insecta, Hymenoptera, Formicidae. The record is from RefSeq and is a predicted model, not a curated record.
UCCAUUCAAUAUGAUUCUAAUUAAUUUUACUUUUAUUACCAAUGAAACUUCAAGUACAAUUCUAUCUUUUGAAAGCUCUGGACUAAUUAUUACCUGUUAUUGAGCACACAUCGAUUUGAUUUUUGCAUAUUUUUAAAAUUUUUGCUUCAUUCUCUGGCCGUUAUAAUUAGAAAAUUUCGUUAUGCAAAUUGGUAAUUGAUUAAUAUAUUGUAUUAUUAUAGAAUGGGACGUUCACAACGAGGGGUGGUAGAUGAGGGUCAGUAGUCGAAGCCUGGUUUGCGCCGCCCUUGCAUUACGUGCCGGCACGUGCGCGGUACGCUACGGCGCGCGUGCUACCCUCCUGUCAGAUUCGCUCGUUCGUUACAGGACGACUGAGGACGACCCGCCACCUGGUCGCGGAAAAGCCGGAGUCAAUGCCGUCGGGUUCGUUCCGUGACCGGGUAGCAGUGAUGGUUGACGACACUCAUCGAAUCUUCCGCGGCGUGUAAUCUCGCGGCGUGAAAUCUCCUCCGUAUUCUCGUAGAUAAGAGGAAAGGGCGAGUAUAAAGACGCGGCGCACAAGUAGGGCAAAAUCUGUCUUCGGCCAGCUAGGCGAGCGAAUCGCGCUUGACCGCGCUGCAAGAAUCGUGAACGCGCGUGCGAUAAGCGAGAGAAGCACGUGUCGUUUGCAUGUGGGUAACGUACGUUAUCGCGUUGCCGUUAUCACGCGUCGAGUAAGCGUAUAUCACGGAACGUUGCGUCGCGUCGCGUCGCGUCGCGUUGCGAGCCGAUUACUCGCUCGCGAAAACGCGGCGAAUCGAUGCCUCAAUUGCCGCCGCGUCGCCCGCGCCGCGAUUCGGAGCCGCGAGCGCCGAGCAGCUAGCACGCGAUUGUCGGCGAUUGCUGAUCGUCCGCUCGACUGCUGGAGCGACGAGGACCAAUUCAAUCUCUGCAGCGGAAACCGAGUUCCUGGAGCAUCGCGCGAGCUAGGACCACUUCGGCUUCCUCUUGCAACAGAGCGAAAGUAGACGGCAAUCUACAAGGCUCUACUGACGCAAGCUGGAGAAUCGUGCGAUCUUGGUGACCUGGGCAUGGUUUUAGUUGUGACGGCGGGGCGAUGACGCUCAAUCACCGUCCGCCGUCAUUAGCAGGAGUCCCUCAGGACUCACGCAGCUUCCUGCUUCCGGUCCCGGUCCCAAUCCUGGUCUCCGACGAUUACCGCUAUUUAGCGAGAAACAUCAUCAAAACACACACGACUGUUGUAGCCGGAAGGAGAUAUGAGAGACCGUCCUCAUUACCGAGAUCACGGGCAUGCCAUGCCACUCGAAGAGGCACAAGGGCUGUUACUUCCACCCUCCAGAAUAGGUAACCGGGGACCUCUGAACGUAACGAUUGUACAGGUCGGCAGAGGAAAUGGAGGAGGUGGAGACGGCGGAAGUGAUUUACUAAGAUUGGAACCGCCAUCGGAUUUAAGACCAGCCCCGUCGCCCCUAUCUGAUACCAGUGCUACCUUGCAGUCUGACAACAAUGACACUUUGGUUGGAGGUGUCGAUCCAAGGUUAUUGCUGGGAACUGGUGGUGAUCGCGCUUGGGAGGGCCGCUACCACGUCAAGGAACAUCGACGUGCUGGAAAAGCCACCUUUCAAGGUCAAGUUUACAACUUCUUAGAGCGUCCCACUGGCUGGAAGUGCUUCCUGUACCACUUCUCUGUGUAAGUGCAAUGUUUUGUACCUGCAUGCAAUUUAGUUUUUUUAAAAUUUAAUAAUAUAGUUUUUAAUAUUGGGCAAAAUAUUACACUAUCAUCAUUAAAUGUAAUUUUGUAAGGAUUAUGUGAGGAAAAUUGAC